Molecule: messenger RNA, 2457 nt
Organism: Carica papaya (papaya)
Lineage: Eukaryota; Viridiplantae; Streptophyta; Magnoliopsida; Brassicales; Caricaceae
Gene: IAA9
Product: indole-3-acetic acid inducible 9
Biological process (GO): regulation of DNA-templated transcription
Cellular component (GO): nucleus
Source: RefSeq, a predicted model, not a curated record
GCUUUUUGAACGGUCUGUUUCAGCUCGUUUUUAUCCUUUUUCUUUUGAAAUGAUUUACUGCGUUUUUCUUCGGUUGAGUUUUGUCUCGCUUGAAGUUCUUGUUUGCAGAUAUUGGGAUCUUGUUCUUAAGUGAUAUAUAUCUUCUCUGCUUUGUGUUGUGGUCUUGUGGAUUUUCUCUUCAAGAUGCUUUAGUGUUUUUUGGUGGAGUCUUUUUUUUUUUUUUUUUUUCUGUGGACUUCUCGUUUUGGUGAUCCUUUUGUACUUUUAUCGUUUUUUUCUUAGGUUAGGAAGUUAAGAUCUCCGCCUGUAAGUUUUUUGCAGCUCAAAUCAUUUUUAUUCUUUCUUUUUCCAGUUUGGUUCCUCCUCAGUCGGUUUGGUCGCCGAGAAAGUGUAGAGAAUUAGUUUUACAUUUUUUUUAUACAUCUCGUUUUCGGGAAAAAUCAAGUCAGCACCAAAACAGUUGUAUGGGAUUUUUUUUUGAUGAGUAGUAUUAUUUUAUUGACUUUCUUGGACUUGUUUUCUUCCGAAACUUAAUGCUUACAUUUCUUUUAAGCUUUUGCGUUUCCGUUUCUCUCUGCUAGUUAAGAUCCAUCUUGUAGGGGUUUUUUUAAGUAUCCAAAUCUGCUUCAAUCUGUGAGCUGAUUUUUAUUUUCCAUGAAUAGAAGCUUUUUUUUUUAUAAGAUUUUCUGAAUUAUUCUACCUGAACAGUUUCCUUCUAUUUAAUAUAUCUGAAAUUACUUAUAAGCAUACAUUCUGUAUAUAGAAGUUGGUUUUCUAGACAAUUUGUUGAGAUUGGGUGAAGGGGAUUGAGUUUUUUCUUCUUUGCUUAUUAAAAGAUCGUUAUUUUAGUUGCUUUCCUUUCACUUGUUGGUGCUUUGAGAAGUAGAUUUCCUUCCGUUGACUCUUGAAAGCAAGAAAAUCAUCAGGAAGUAUCCUUGUGAAAUUUAAGCUAUAGAAUUACUUGACGGCAAUGUUACUGCUGAGUUUGGAUUUGGAAGGGGACGAUGGAUUGGAUUUGGGAGGUUAUUUUGAGAAUUCUGGAAUCUGAUGUCUCCGCCACUGCUGGGUGUGGAAGAAGGGCAGAGCAAUGUCUCUUUGGUGGCCUCUUCACCCUCUGUUGACUGUAUUUCCCAGAACAGAUCUGGGUUAAAAGAACGGAACUAUCUGGGGUUGUCAGAUUGUUCUUCAGUUGACAGCUCAGCUGUCUCCAGCCUUCCAGAGGAUAACAAGAACAAUCUGAAUUUGAAGGCCACAGAACUGCGGCUUGGUCUCCCUGGAUCACAAUCACCUGAGAGAGAACCAGAUCUAUGCUUGCUGGGCUCAGGGAAAGUUGAUGAGAAGCCACUGUUUCCACUGCUUCCUUUGAAGGAUGGUGUGUGCUCAUCAUCCCAUAAGAGUGUUGUUUCUGGCAACAAAAGAGGAUUCUCUGACACCAUGGAUGAGUUCUCUGAGGUGAAAGGAUCUGCAUAUACUGAGAAGAAUUGGAUGUUUCAUGCUACUGGAUCUGAUUCUGAAUCUCCACAAUCUGUGGGGCAAGGAAAGUAUCCUAAUAAUUCAGCAAUCAAUGUCAUGCUAUCAUCCCGCAACUCUGGGACUCAACCAGCCAUUAAAAAAGAUGUGCCCCAGAAUAUGCUUCAGGAACGACCACGAAUUCCAAAUGGAAGCAACCUUAACCAAACUGGUGCUUCGAACAAUAGUAGCAGUGCCCCUGCUGCCAAAGCGCAGGUUGUUGGUUGGCCACCCAUUAGAUCAUUUAGAAAGAACACAUUGGCCACCACCUUGAAAAACAAUGAUGAAGUUGAUGGAAAACCUGGUCCUGGUGCUCUUUUUGUGAAAGUUAGCAUGGAUGGUGCUCCUUAUCUGAGAAAGGUAGACUUGAGAACUUACUCCACCUAUAGAGAGUUGUCUUCAGCCCUUGAAAAGAUGUUUAGCUGUUUUACUCUUGGUCAAUGUGGUUCUCACGUAGCUCCUGGAAGGGAUAUGUUGAGUGAGAGUAAGUUGAAGGAUCUUCUCCACGGAUCAGAAUAUGUGCUUACCUAUGAGGAUAAAGAUGGUGACUGGAUGCUCGUUGGAGAUGUUCCUUGGCAGAUGUUUAUUGAUUCAUGCAAGAGGCUGAAGAUCAUGAAAAGCUCUGAUGCCAUUGGCUUGGCUCCCAGAGCAAUGGAGAAAUCAAAGAACCGGAACUAGUCAAACGUGAAGCUGCACAGGUGGGAAGAAAGAAGGAAGAUCCCAGAAGAGAAAAAUGCAAAUAGAAGGAUGGUUUGAAGAAGUAUAGCAACUCCAUGGUUGAGAUUUGUAACCUCUCGUACCUAUGUUUUGGUUGGCAUGAAAGUUGAUGUUAGUUUAUGUUUUGUUUUAAAAUUGCCGUGAUUAUUGUAGAACAUUUAAUUAAGAAAACUAGUGCUUGUGAAGUUUACUAUAUAAUAUUUAUAGGAAACUUUAAGUUGUUGUUGGUCA